Parastagonospora nodorum SN15 is the source of this 162-nucleotide messenger RNA. RefSeq lists its product as hypothetical. NCBI's taxonomy places the organism in Eukaryota, Fungi, Ascomycota, Dothideomycetes, Pleosporales, Phaeosphaeriaceae. The record is from RefSeq and is a predicted model, not a curated record. The transcript has 2 exons. Bases 1 to 162 code for a protein of 53 amino acids.
AUGUACACGAUCGUUACAUCUCCGCGGGAAUCUCUCGACCGCGAAGGGGUUCACUUCGCCCGACAUGCACUUCUCCCAUUGACAGCCGUCAACAUCCACAGUUCGCUACGUCGCUUGUCCCUAGCCAACGCAAAGCCCGAAAGUCCGGUCGCUUACCCGUAA